AUGCUGGAUCACCUCCGUUUGCGGGAUGCUUGGCGGUUUCUUAAUCCAACGGAUAAAUACACGUUUUACUCUCAUCCCCAUAACUCGUUUUCCAGGCUGGACUACCUGUUCCUUCCUGAAUUAUUUCUUCAUAGGUUGAGGGAUGCCCACAUAGGCCAGAUAGUGAUUUCUGACGAUGCUCCCAUUUGGAUAGAGGUCUCUUUAAAUUCCCCAUAUCAGAUGUCCCGUAAUUGGAGGUUUCCUAGCUACCUAUAUACUUCGGAAGCGUUUAAGCAAUUCCUGAUUGCCAAAUGGAAUGACUAUGCUGAUGAUAACCAUGUCCAUCUGGACGACCCUGACUUAUUCUGGGGUGCUUCCAAACCAGUUCUACGGGGCCACAUCAUUGCAUAUGUGGUGGGACGCAGGAGAGAGGCCGAUGCUAAACUUAUCCGACUUACGGAGGAUCUCUCUAAGGCAAUGAUGCUUUACCUGUUUCGGCAGGCUGAUAUUCCUAAAUUGACGCCUGACGACCGUGAACGUUUGGUUAAACCGUUUACCCCCUCCGAAAUUGCUGCUGCCAUAAAAUCCCUUCCUAUCGCACUCGAGCCCCUCAUACGUGUUGUUGAGCGUUCCGUCGAGCUUGAGGGAAUCCGAAUAGUGGCAAAACAGGCAAUAUUGUCCCAAUGGAUUGAUCCUCAACCUCCGUUGCUUCCUUUGGUUCUGUCGCGACUGCAAUUUUUGUUUCAUAUGGACUGGCUUGAGGCUGUCCUUCAUAAGGAGAGCAAGGCACUUGGCUGUUUACUAUACAAGCUGUGUUUCUUUAGUCUCCCAUUUGGGGAGAGCCAGGUCGCUAUUUGUGAUGGAAGUUUCACCAUCCCUGAUAAUUCACGUUUUGACCACAAACUUCACUGUUUGAUAAGGUACAUGCUGGAACCCAAUCAAGAAGAAAGACCUGACAUCUACCAAGUUUCCUAUCUUGCUUUCAGACUAGCUAAAAGGGACUGUCCAGUACCCAACAUCCUUAAUUCUCCAAUACCACCUGCACUUCCGGAACCAAUGACCGCCAGUGAGGCUUGUAAGAAAAGUCAAAUAAAAGCAAGGAUGACAGACACUCUUGGGCCUACAAAGACAUCCAUCACACCACGACAGAGACCUAAGCCAUGUGUCAGCACGGCCCCGACCAGUAGCGUGCUUCCUAUCCAGACCUCAGCUACCUCAGUCAAGAUGCGUGUGGAUAGUAUUCCAAGUCACCAUAGCCAUAGUGUAGUGUCAACGACUGCAUCAGAUAACUGUCUUGAAACACUGCUGGCUCAAGAUAGCAGCCAGCCGCCUGCUCAGCAGCACAGGGUCUUGCAGCAGUUACAGCAAAGUGAUUGUAGGCUACAGCAAGGUGAUUGGCAGCUACAACAGCUGUCUCGAGUACAACAGCACCACCAUCAACAGCUACUCCAGGAAGCCUACAUGCAACAGGAUCAAGUGAAGGACUCCAGCUUUCCAAAACAGAACAGCAACAACCCUCCUGAUAUGUCAGGCUGGAAUCCUUUUGGAGAUGAUAAUUUUUCAAAAUUAACAGAAGAAGAACUACUGGACAGAGAAUUUGACCCCCUGAGAUCAAGCAAGCUUGAAGAGCACAGGUCUGUGAAUGCAAGCAUCAAGCCUAUGUUGGCUCCUCAAAGCCAAUGUACAGAAGAUGCAUUUGGUUCUGUCCCUUUCCUCUCUGCCUCAGGUUUUCUUUGGAAAAUAUCUUCGAAAAUAAACUGUAACAAAACCAAACAUUCUAGUGUGCUAUGUGAAGAUGAGAAGCAAACUCAGAGUUCUAAAGAUAUGAGUUCAAGUCAGAAAGUGCAAGAAAACUCUUCUUCCCACAUGCCAGCUACAACAGAAAGAACAGAAUCUGAGAGUGAUUUUGAAUCUGAUUCUCCUUCCCCAAAAAGCAGUGAAGAAGAGUAUCAGGAUAAUGAAGAAACCUUACAUGGUGAGCAAGAAAUAUUCAAUGAUGAUGAUACAGAACCAGAAAAUGAUGGGCAAAUACCUCUAUUAAUGGAUUCUGAUGAAGAACAAGAGGAACAUAAGCACGGUUCAGAUUCUGACUACGACUUUAAAAAGAUUAAAAAUUCUACUGUAAAACUAAACAGCAGACAUAAAAAAAUAUUGUGUGUUUUAAUAGGGAAGAAAAUAAUCAUUACCAGUUCACAUAACAUACAAAAUAGCUUGAUGGAAUUACCUUCCAAUCAGCAACUUGAUACUUUUGGCGCUGUUCCAUUUUUUGCUAUUCAUGACAAAAAAUCUGAUUCAGAAGGAAACAGUUUGGAGGGUCCUACAUUGCAGACAUCAGGAUGUUUCCAUAGAAGGCAUCAGGAUGAAAAUGAUGUAUUCUCUAAAGCACCUUUCAAUAAGAAGUUAGGCCAGUGCACCUCCCCACUUUCCUCAGGACAUGUUGACAUUUUUAGGUGUCCAACAUUUCAACCAGAUCCUGGACCUGAAGAAGGGUUACAUAACAGAGAGGACCUCUUUGGGCUGGUACAAUUUGAAGAGAUAGCAGAAAGCCAGACACAGCACAAAGUGAAACAACAACGCAAUCUACAGAAAUUAUCCACUCAUCAAAGACGGACAAAACAGGAGAUGUCGAACAACAAUGGGAAGCGUUACUAUUGCACAUCGUCAAGCACAAAAACAACUUCUAAGCCCAGUUACUGUACACCUGAGAAAGUACUCAGGCACAAAAAAGGACUCCGCUGUGAUUCACAGAGUAGCAGUGAGCUCUUUUCUAUAUCAGACUCAAAGGAGAACAUAAGCGUUUCAUUGUCUGAUGGAAAAGACCUUUCCCUGUUGCAAGCAGAUGAUAGCAUGGUUGACCCCUUUGGAGCCAAAACUUUUCACCCUCAAGACUUAUGGCAGCCACAACCACAGGCUUUUGCAGACAACCGUUGAGAUAAUCAGAUCACUCUAGCUGCAAGACCAAGACAGAGCUCACUACUGGGAUCUUAUCACAGCAGUAACAAUGUCAUUAUGGAUGACUUUGGUGCAGUGCCUUUCACAGAACUGAUGUUACACAGUGUAACCCCCCAACAAAGCCAGCAAACAGAGCAACAACUGUUAGAUCCAUUUGGUGCAACUCCCUUCCCUUUCAAACAGUAG
This is a messenger RNA of Spea bombifrons (plains spadefoot toad), 3117 nucleotides long. It is a transcript of the gene BMP2K, whose product is annotated as BMP2 inducible kinase. NCBI's taxonomy places the organism in Eukaryota, Metazoa, Chordata, Amphibia, Anura, Pelobatidae. The record is from RefSeq and is a predicted model, not a curated record.